Eremomyces bilateralis CBS 781.70 is the source of this 3092-nucleotide messenger RNA. RefSeq lists its product as uncharacterized. Lineage: Eukaryota; Fungi; Ascomycota; Dothideomycetes; Eremomycetales; Eremomycetaceae. The transcript has 2 exons. Bases 370 to 2601 code for a protein of 743 amino acids. The record is from RefSeq and is a predicted model, not a curated record.
AGGCCAUGCAGUUUGCUACACGCUGCAGGUGAUCACACUGCAGGUGAUCACGUGUUGCUUGCUUGUGCCUUCAGCUUAAUACCCCAGGCCGCCAGGCAAACAACCACGCCUGAGCCAAAGGCUCAACAGAAGACUAUUACAAUAAAUUCCCUAUCACGGGCGAGGGGUUCCAAACACGGCCUGGGUUUAAUUAUAUCGUCUUGCCGCGACCUACCCCCCUCUCGCUCCCAACCACCAACAACCCGUAGCCAACAUGCAGUCUCCCUUCAUAUCAGGUCCCUGCUAGGAGCGUUCAGGUUGAUCAAAUAGGCUCUGGCCUCUAGUAUCGUCUUCUGAGCGAACGGACCUUUUGCCUACGCUACCAUCGCAAUGGACGAUAUCGACGACCUGCGACAAAAAGUCCUAGAGGAUCAACGCCGAUAUGAAGCAGCCAAAAAACUUGUCGCUGCAUCGCAGCCGCAGACCCUUCAACAAUACCUCGAGACCUGUCAUUCACUCCAUCUUGCUAUUCAGGCUGUAACUGACCGAUCUCUGACUACGCAAAGCGAGACUACCUAUCCGACCGGCCAUAUUUUCCCUCGACAAAUUAUACCCUGGGAUGACUUUGCAACGAGACAGGAGGAGAUCUGGAACGCCCUUUCGAUCGGCGACUUGUUCUCCAUGCCCGCAUUUCCAUCUCAGCAUCAGAUGGAUUAUGUGAAGUCGUUGCUCAAGCCUAUUAGCAGUGAGAUUGGGCUACAUCUCUUCGAGCAUGAUGUCGUCGAAAACGCCGUUCAGAAGAUAGUGGACCGGGCAAACAUGGAUCCGCUGCUGCGAAAAAACCUUGACCUCCAAAGGUCCGUGACGUUCGAGAAGCACAUGGAUCGCGGUACAACCGACGACCCCAUAUCUCAGCCCAUGGAGCACAUGCCUCUUGGUGGGGGAAGUCCUGGUGUCGCGGCGUCAGCGUCUAUCCCGGAGCGACCGACGGCUUCCAAGACUCGUCGCAAAGCGAGGGGCAGGAGCAUUCGGGCGGACCAAUUUUGUAUAUACAGGACUACGGGUGGCCGAAAUGUCCCAGCGCUCGCUAUUGAAUACAAGGCACCGCACAAGCUGACAGUGGACGAGAUCAUCACAGGUCUUGAGUCAGAAAUUCAGCCGGAACGUGAUGUGAUCAACAAUGAUGGCCGAGGUUUUGGCUCCACAGCCAGGCGGCUAACCGCUGCCGCCAUCACCCAGCUCUUCUCCUAUAUGAUCGGCAAGAGCAUCCGGUACGGUUACGUGUGCACUGGACAGGCGCGCGUCUUCCUCCACAUUCCAGACGAUCCGUCAAUAGUCUACUACUCGGUAUGCUUACCGGACCAAGACGUAAUGGACGGCGACGAGACGAGACUCCAUCGAACAGCCGUCGCACAGGUUUUUGCCUUUACUCUCCAAGCUUUUCGCGCAAGUCCACCGUCCCAGUCAUGGCAAGACAAGGCCGAGACCCUUGGUCUUUGGGCUGUGGAGUACGAUGAUAUUCUGAAAGAUAUCCCCCCCACAGAACGAAAACGCAAGGAACCCCGUGCUUCUCCGUAUAAGCCGCAGCGCUGGGAAGGCUUCAAGAAGUCGCCAGUUCGGAUCCAGUCUCGCUGCCAGCAGACAAACCCUAGUGCUGGACCGUCAGAGGAAGACAACGACCCUCCCUCCCUUACCCCCAACCCCUCUCGUACUGGUGGGAAAGCGGCGCCGUCGAGAGGAACAAGCUCGCAUGGUGGUGGGAACCAAGGACAACACCGAGGCAAGCAGCAGCAGUCGGGCCCGGCGACUAAGUCGGACAUACAAAGCCGGCCAUUCUGUUCACAAAGUUGUCUCCUGGGAUUAGCAUAUGGCGGGCCUGCGGACGAGAACUGCCCUAACGCAGACUAUCACGGGCAGGAGCACAUCAGCCGGUUCGAGUUCCUCCGACUCAUCCGAGACCAGCUUGCCACGGACCGUGGCUGCGAUGCGGAUUGCACACCACUCUAUCUAUCCGGGGCGCGCGGAUCACUCUUCAAGGUUCGGCUGUCAUCCCACGGCUAUACGCUCGUUGCCAAGGGUGUAGAGGGACUUGAUCUUGCCCUCCUACAGCACGAGAACGAGAUGUACAACCGACUCCGGCCUAUCCAGGGAAAACACAUUCCCGUAUGUCUCGACCGUAUAGACUUGGUCCGGCCAUACUACUAUGACUGCGGUGUUUACGUGCAUUUCAUGUUUCUCAGCUGGGCUGGACAACCCCUGUUUAACUGUGUGGUCCAGGCCAUUAAAACGGACAUCAACGACGCCGUCAGCGCAAUGCUCAAAGCAGUGCACAAAUUGGGUGUUCUUCACCGUGAUGCAGAGCCCCGCAACAUCCUAUACAAUACAAAUAGCGGCAAGCUCAUGCUUGUGGAUUUCGAGCGUGCAGAGUUCUGCGAUCGCCAGCCUCUCGGCUUGAUAUCUCCUAAUGCCCAGAGUCGGAAAGGGAAGAGGAAGCGUGGAAUCUUGCAGAAACAAAAGAAUGACGACUUUACGAAAGAGCUGGAAUGUGCUGUGGAGACGGUUUCAAGGUAUACUGCGCGCUUGCCCGGUCCGACAGUCGUUGGUGUGGGCACAAAAAUAUAAUUACAUAUAAGGAAUCUCGACAAUUGGCGGAGGUACAGGAGGAACCAGGGUCACCAUGAGGAAUGGUGAGCCUACAUGUUGAAAGUCCACUGCGGUAAAGGGGACCCCUCGGCUGAGAGUGUAAGUCCUGUUAUUUUACUUGACAAUAUAGGUCUACACUCCUUUGAUCUUGCGUUCAACUCAUCAGAUUCUAUCUGUAAAACAAUGGCCAGCAAAAACUAUGUGUUUCGUGUAUCGCGCCUCCACUAAUUUGACUUUAUCUAAACAUUUGAGAAGAAGAUAUCCUAGGAUAUUUGGAAGCCUCCAAAGACUGUCCAGAGCAUGUCAUGAAAGUACGACGCCAAUGUUUGGUUGAUAUGGUGUUUCUAGUAGGAUUUCCAGGCACUGCCCCUUUUUGGUUUCUAUUAUCAUUCAUUCCAAUAUUCGUCCGAGUAUAUUGCAUUCCUUUUGUAAGAUCGCAGGCCCCGAGUCUUCUCAAGCGCCAGCCCAAC